GCCAUUUCUGAGCAUACCAAUAUCAGACUAACCCCUCCCUCUGACCUCCUCUCUGCAGUGAAGGAUCUGAUCCACUGGCGAGACCCCAAGAAGUCGGGCGUGGCGUUCGGGCUGUCCCUGCUGAUGCUGCUGUCGCUGGCAGCCUUCAGCGUCAUCAGCGUGGCGUCCUACCUGCUCCUGGCCCUGCUCUGCGUCACCAUCACCUUCCGCAUCUACAAGUCCGUGGUGCAAGCCGUGCAGAAGUCCAGCGACGGACACCCCUUCAAGUGA
Molecule: messenger RNA, 270 nt
Organism: Notothenia coriiceps (black rockcod)
Lineage: Eukaryota; Metazoa; Chordata; Actinopteri; Perciformes; Nototheniidae
Product: reticulon-3-like
Exons: 1
Biological process (GO): neuron differentiation; endoplasmic reticulum tubular network formation; brain development
Cellular component (GO): postsynaptic density; endoplasmic reticulum membrane; neuron projection
Source: RefSeq, a predicted model, not a curated record